Molecule: messenger RNA, 1283 nt
Organism: Cladophialophora immunda
Lineage: Eukaryota; Fungi; Ascomycota; Eurotiomycetes; Chaetothyriales; Herpotrichiellaceae
Exons: 1
Coding region: 149-1081 (310 amino acids)
Molecular function (GO): glycosyltransferase activity
Source: RefSeq, a predicted model, not a curated record
CGCGGUUCUGGUGCCAACAGAUCGCCACCAUGUAGGACCUCCCUUCACUGUAACUGGGCAUCCCGCUCGGUUACUACCAUCCAUAUAUCUCCAGACUUGGGACUCUAUACCUAGCAGGUCGAACUGCGAACCCCCGUGCACAGCGACGAUGGAGAAACCCACAAACGGGAGUGCGCCCACCAAAGUGUGGACCACGCUCAUCACGAACACUCAGUACCUCUCGGGCCUCCUCACGCUCGAGUAUUCCUUGAAGAAAGUUGGCUCGCAAUAUCCUCUCGUCGCACUUUACACUGAUACGUUUCCUCCCGAAGGCCUGCAAGCCCUCGAAAGGAGAGGCAUACCGGCGAAACACAUUCCUUAUCUCCUGCCGUCCGUCCCCAAGGAGUACGCCAACGAUCCGCGUUUCUACGACUGCUGGAGCAAAUUAACUCCCUUCAGCCUCACCGAGUAUGAGAGGGUGGUACAACUGGACAGCGACAUGAUGGUCUUGAAGAACAUGGAUGAACUGAUGGAGCUGGAGCUGGACCCGCCUGAGAUGAAUGGCGAGGGAAACAGGGUAUACGCUGCCAGUCAUGCUUGCGCGUGUAAUCCCUUGAACAAGCCGCACUAUCCGAGACAUUGGAUACCGGAGAACUGCGGAUUCACUUCCCAGCAUACUACACCAGACGAUGCUCAGAUUCAUGGGCCACCUCCCACCGCGGGGAUAGGGUCCCCCAAUGGCGGGCUAGUCGUGUGCAACCCCAGCCAAGCCAUCUACAACAAGAUCCUCGACGCCAUGAAAAACGGCGACUUGACCUCAAGCUACGACUUCGCCGAUCAGAGCUUGCUGGGUGACCGAUUUUAUGGUCGCUGGGUCGGACUGCCGUACAUCUACAACGCUCUGAAGACGUUGAGGUGGAAAGGAGUUCAUGACGCCAUCUGGCGCGACGAUCAGGUCAAGAAUGUCCAUUUCAUCCUGAGUCCAAAGCCUUGGGAUGAGAAAUUCGAAGAUAUCCAGGACGAAACGCACAGGUGGUGGCACCGCAUAAACGACGAGCGGUUGGCGCGUGAAAAGUCCCAUGAGAUCAGUGAUGGGUUUUAGCGCAAGUGAGGCUGUUGGUAAGGUGCGAGGUACCAGUAAUUAAUGGGUAUUUAGACGUUGAGCGCAACGCGCAAAAUAGAGGCUGAUAGACAGAUAGACAGAUAUUACGGAUUUAAAUGCUGAUAGCUGGCAGCGGCACCACAGCAGCGCCUCUUUGUUGUUCACUUUUCAUCCUUUCAAAAAGCACCACUGCAGCAGCCUC